AUGAGCAAGUUGUGUACGACCUUCAAACUCAAGUUCGAGUUCGAACAACUCGCCAAAGAGUCCGAGUUCGACUUUCGAGUCAAGGCGUUCUCGGCAGCGGCCGGCAGCGGCCGGUCGGCGUGUAGUGCGCAUCGACUCGGUACAGAAAAGUCUGCUUCGUUGUGGUUUGCGUGGAAAAACUUCCUGACCUCGCAGUCAGUUGCUACCGGAACUGUUGGAUUGAGAACGCGCCACGUGGCGUUCCUCGAAGCAACGCAUCCGCUGGAGGUGGCACCCGUGUUUACACUGCACGGACGGCUUUCCCGUAAACUGCCGCCUAAUGACCGUUGUAUUUUACCGCUGAUAGACGCCGCCAACGCGGCAGAUCUCGGUGAUCUCGGUCAUCUCGGUGACAACACUGCUUUCAACAUUGCCUAUCCCGAUAGCCUAUGCUGA
Molecule: messenger RNA, 435 nt
Organism: Soboliphyme baturini
Lineage: Eukaryota; Metazoa; Nematoda; Enoplea; Dioctophymatida; Soboliphymatidae
Source: the annotation of a GenBank genome assembly